This is a messenger RNA of Botrytis deweyae, 1365 nucleotides long. RefSeq lists its product as uncharacterized. Lineage: Eukaryota; Fungi; Ascomycota; Leotiomycetes; Helotiales; Sclerotiniaceae. The transcript has 2 exons. The coding region runs from base 1 to 1365 and encodes 454 amino acids. The record is from RefSeq and is a predicted model, not a curated record.
AUGCAUUGUCAAAUGGGGAUCAUCCUCUAUUCGGCGGCAAAACCUGGCAUAAACAGUGGUUAUUUCCCGGCUGUUAAUGUUCGGGAAGAAUUACGAAUGAGAUGUUUCCGAUUGUCACAAAAGAAGUCAUCCGAUUCAACUACUGUCCAAUCGACCGAACUACAACAUUCUUCGCCGGGAUCAUUCAAUACGGAAAUGAGUCUCUUAUCAUCGAUAUUAGAGCAUGAUGCAACAAUCCCUCAUGACAAAAUAUUUUCCAUAUACCCAUUACUUCAAUUUUGGAUUCUGGAUCUCCCCCAAAUCAAUUACGAUCAACCUUUCGAGAUGCUAUGCGAGGAACUGACUAGAUGCUGGUUUAACUCAAAGAAAAAUCUUAGCAUCAUUCUUCUAGCUGCCCGUCUGCCAGGUAGAGAUGCACGUCUGCCGUCUUGGGUACCGAAUUGGGGAAACCGACAGUCGGCGCUUGACUAUAGACUGGCCAUUCAUAAAACUGAGGCUGGCAAUUUUCGGGGGAAAUCUUGUAAGCACAAUCGUGCUUCAAAUGGCUCUUUGCUAGAUGAGUCUUAUGGAAAAAUAAUCGGAGAACUCCACCUACGAGGUCUGAGUCUGGGUCUUAUCUUGCGUGUGCUUGUUUGCGAUAUUCCUGGUCAUUUAUCUGACAUUCAAUACCCCGAGAUUUGGACGGUCUUUAGAGCUUGGUGUUGUUCCGUCAACGAUUCAUCUUUGUACUCUACAAUCAGGGAAUCUCUGGACGCAUUGAGAUCUACAAUAUAUGCCUCUAGUUCUAAUCAUGAUUAUAAACACCCAGUGUUCAGGGUGAUAUACGGGCUUCUAUAUGAUUUGAUGCUUUAUCCAGAUUGUCAGCUGUUAGAUUCAGCGCAGGCUAAAAAAGCUUAUGAGCUUUUUCUGAAGGCAGUAGGUGGAGAUGAACCGUAUAUGAAGGCUCUUAAUGAGAUGAGCGAUUUUUUGAGCACCUUCUUGACUGACAAUCGCGCUUCCUUGUGCAGCUCCUUGAUUGACAAUUGGAGUCCAGACUUGGAUUACCGUUCUGAUCUCGAUUUCAAAUACUCUAUGUCUCGCGCUUAUGAUAGCAUCAUAUUAACAAUAAUAAGACUCAAAUUAAGAUUCAUUGAUCUACAGAAUCACUCUCUCCUUAUCACUGAAAAUUGCUGCGGUUUGUCUGCCUACACAGCACGAGAAGGAGACGAGGUUUUUCUACUGAAAGGACUAGAUGUACCAGUCGUCUUGCGACCCAAUGGCGAGAACUACUCAUUUGUUGGUCCUUGUUCGUACAUUCAUGGGGUUAUGGAAGGCCAAAGAUGGCCAGAAGACGAAUCCGAGCUGCAAGAUCUUGUUCUUGUUUAG